Rubroshorea leprosula is the source of this 2873-nucleotide messenger RNA. NCBI's taxonomy places the organism in Eukaryota, Viridiplantae, Streptophyta, Magnoliopsida, Malvales, Dipterocarpaceae. The record is from the annotation of a GenBank genome assembly.
AGAGAUGGAGUAGGAUACCAGCAAGCGCCACCACCUCUCCCACCACCAUCCAGAAUUAUACACAUGAUAACAGGCGGACCCGAAGCAGGUGGCACAAGCGCCAAACAGCAAAAGCUGUACGUAAGGGAGGUCAGACACCAUAAUGCAGCCCAGAAAAGGAAGAUCGACGAGGAGGAUUGGAAAAACCAAUCUGUGACAUUCACUUCGGCCAACCUCGAGGGGGUCGUCACACCCCAUAACGACCCAUUAGUCACCUCGGUCAUCAUUAACAACUGCGAGGUCCAGCGAGCGCUCAUUGACACCGGCAGUGCUCCAGACAUAAUGUAUUAUCACUGCUUUGAGAGCCUCGGACUCGACCCCGCCCUCCUGCAAAAGUAUGAUGGGCCCAUCUACGGCUUCAAUAACCAGCCAGUACCCGUGGAAGGAGUGCUGCGACUCAACGUGACGUUCGGCUCCAGACGAACGUAUGUAACACCCUCAGUCAGAUUCCUGGUAGUGAAGAUGCCUUCAUCUUUUAAUCUCGUCAUCGGGAGGCCGACUUUGACUGAGAUUCGAGCUAUAGUGUCCCAGUCCCACCUCUGCAUGAAAUUCCCCAUGCCAAUGGGGGUAGCAACCUUGCGAGGCAAUCAAGAGGCGGCCAGGCACUGCUACAUGACCUCCGUCGCGAGGUCACGAAGAAAUAAGGAGCUGCCAGAUAACAGACCAGAGGAUAACCCAAGAGCCACCUCGGUCGAGGAGGUCGAGGAGGUCGAAGAGGUGCAACUUGAUGAUAAUGACCCAUCCAAGAAGACUCAGAUCGGCACGAAGCUGACUCCCAUAGAAAAAGAAGAACUUGUGGGCUUCCUAAAAGCAAACAAGGAUGUGUUUGCAUGGACUUCGGCUGACAUGCCUGGAAUCCCAACUUCGGAAGAAGUUAAGAACCUCUUGCAAGCAGGGUUUAUCAGGAGAGUAGAUUACUGCGAAUGGAUUGCCAACCCUGUCAUGGUAAAAAAGUCAAACGAGAAGUGGCGCAUGUGCAUCGAUUAUACCAACCUCAACGACGCCUGCCCUAAAGACUGUCAUCCUAUGCCGAGCAUAAACAAGCUGGUAGAGGCCGCCUCAGGGAAUGAGAGGUUAAGCCUCUUGGAUGCUUACUCGGGGUAUCAUCAAGUCCGCAUGGCACCCGAGGACGAGGUGAAAACCUCAUUUUAUGCCGGAGAUGAAAUAUACUGCUAUGUGAUGAUGCUGUUUGGGCUCAAGAAUGCAGGGGCAACAUACCAGAAAAUGGUCACAAUCGUGUUUCGGGCUCAAAUUGGCAGGAACCUAGAGCUGGUAGUUAACCAAAUCAAUUCUAUGUGCGAAGUCAUUGAUCCCAUCCUGGCGAAAUAUGUGGUCGCAGUCUCCGAGCUGAAAAACCGUUUCGAGAAAUUCCAGCUUACCAAAAUUCCGAGAGCAGAAAAUGAGCAUGCAGAUUCCUUGUCGAAAUUGGCAUCUGAGAACUUUGGGGAAGCAAAGUCUGUGUACAUCGAGAUACUGAAUGAACCCAGCUUUCAGACGUCGGGGGUAAUGGAGAUUAGCACUGACCUAGAUGCUCCGAGUUGGACAGACCCCAUCCGGGAGUACCUCCUCAAUGGCACCAUCCCGGAGGACAAACAGGAAGAGAUGAAGUUACGAAGAAAAGCCUCUCGGUACACCCUGGUUGGCGACAUUCUGUACAAGAGGUCCUACUCGUUACCACUCCUCAGAUGCCUGACACCAUAUGAAGCAGAGUAUGCACUAAGAGAAGUACACGAGGGGGUAUGCGGUAAUCACGUGGGAGCCAGAACUCUGGCACAUAAGGUACUCCGGCAAGGGUACUAUUGGCCCAACAUGCAAGAAGACGCAAAGAAGUUCGUGCAGAGGUGCCAGAAAUGCCAGUUCUUCGCCCAUCUCACCCAUCAGCCAGCAGAAGAACUCACCAGCCUGACUGCACCAUGGCCCUUUGCUCAAUGGGGAAUAGACCUUUUGGGCCCCUUCGUCAAAGCAGUAGGGGGAGCAACGCAUUUAGUGGUCGCUAUUGAUUACUUCACCAAAUGGGUAGAAGCCAAACCUCUCUCUUGUCUGACUUCGAGAAGAAUUGAGGAUUUCCUCUUCAGCUCGGUCAUCUGCAGAUAUGGGAUACCAAACCAGAUCAUCGUUGAUAACGGCCCCCAGUUCAAUUGUACCUCCUUCAAGGACUUCUGCUCCAGCUACGGGAUUAAGUUGGUGUUCACCUCCGUCUAUCAUCCCGAGGCCAACGGAAUGGUUGAAUCAGUCAACAAAGCUAUCUUGGAAGGAAUCAAGCCGAGGUUAGAUCAGUUGAAAACAAAGUGGGUAGAUGAACUCAACAACGUCCUGUGGGCUUACCGGACAACAAGCCGAACUGCCACAGGCGAAACGCCCUACCACUUAGCCUUCGGCACCGAGGCAGUCAUUCCUGUCGAAAUUGGUGUCCCAAGCCUAAGAAUCAGCCACUUUGAACCAGCUCAAAACGAGCGCCUACUAAGGGAAAACCUUGAUCUCCUAGACGAAGUUCGAGAGCAAUCCCGACUUCGGACUCUCACAUACAAACAAAGAAUAGCCAACCUUUACAAUAAGCGAGUUCGACCUCGAAACUUUAGAGUCGGUGACCUCGUCCUCAGAAAAGCUGGGCUCACAGGGUUCGAGACCCGAUAUGGCAAAUUAGCACCAAACUGGGAAGGCCCUUACAUUGUAACCGAGGUCCCGCACCCCAGGGCAUACAUUCUCCAGGAUGUCGAGGGCAACAGGGUGCCUAGAGUUUAGAACGUCAACAACCUUAAAAAAUUCCAUCCUUGAAAGUCCCUUUCUUUAUUCUAAGUUAGGAGUCUUUUUGUAAAUAACAUUCCAAUACAAUU